Molecule: messenger RNA, 1271 nt
Organism: Vitrella brassicaformis
Lineage: Eukaryota; Vitrellaceae
Source: the annotation of a GenBank genome assembly
CACCUUUUCCCCACGCGGCGCAGACUGCAGGCUUAUCGCGCGUCCAGCGGCACCCCUGCCAAACCUCAAUUUAAAUCCGCCAGCCGCCUUUCCGUGACUUCCACCCGCCGGCGGAUCCACUGCGAGGACUGGCCUGUUUUGGCCGUAGCAUGGUUGGGAGAGUGUCCCCAGGGUGAUGUUUGAGCACUCCCCUGCGCCCGCAGACGACCCAUUGCCCGUCUCGUCCACACGUGAUUGUCAUCGCGUAGUACACUGCGUCCGCUCUUAUCGCCGGAGAGAGAGGCGCGUCAGGAGGAUCAGGAGGCCAGCAGCCUUAGCCUUGCCGUCAUCAGCAGGACCACGAUGUUUGAUGACAACAGGAAGAUCGGUAUCGGGCUCACGUUGCUGGGCCUGGCCAUGACGGGGCUGGGCGUCCUGCUAUUCUUCGAUAGGGCACUGCUCGCACUCGGAAACGUACACCACUAUACCGACACACACAGCGACACAGAUCCGUGAAUACCGUCGGGACCUCUCUCUGUGUGUGUGUCUGUCUGCUUACGUGUCUGUCUGUCUGUGCAGCUGUCGUUCUUGUGUGGGUUGUGUUUCCUGCUUGGGUUCGCCAAGACGGGCAAAUUCUUCUUCAGGAAGGAAAAAUUAAAAGGUGCGAGUUAGUCAGGGGAUGGAUGGAUGAACACGCACAUACCGUCUUAUGUGUGCCCUCUGGUCUCCACGUGUGUGCAGGGACAUCAUUGUUUUUCGGUGGAUUCUGUUUGAUCAUUUACGGAUGGUGUAUACUCGGUGGGCUGGCUGGCCGCACGCCCAACUCACACACGCCAUGCUGCUGAGCGCAUCUGUCGAUCCUCUGUCUGCUGUCAUGUGUGUGCAUCUGUCUGCCACCCAUCCCAUCCAUCCGUCUGUGUUUAGGUUUGUUGGUAGAGAUGGUAGGGAUGUGGUUUCUGUUCAGCGCCUUCCUCCCCAAUGUGGUCGCGUCGCUCAAACUCACAUCCAUCGGAUGGAUAUUUAACCUACCGGGAAUCAGCCAUGUACACACAACACAACACAGACGGGAUGGAUGGGAUGGAUGGGAUGGAUGGAUUGGCACAAAGCCACACAUACAGGCCAUUUCUCUCUCUCGGUCUGUGUGUGGAUGUGUGUGGUGUUCAUUCAGUUUGCCAAUUGGGUGUAUGACCAGAGGAGGUUACCCCUGUAGCCCUAUGAUGCCUCCCCUGUACGACGGCCAUGGCCCCAACCCACCCGUCCUCUCGAUAGAUGACACAAAUAUGCGCCCACAC